UCGAGACACAGUCAGAUAUCGAGAAGAAAUAAUGUGAAAAGUCGGAAAAUAUAAAUAAACUAGAAUAUUUAUUCAAAAUUUACCAUGGAAGGCGAGAAAAUUUUGAUGGCCGCAGGUGUAACAGUUGCAGCAGUUGUCGGUGCAUUUGUUUUCUGGGGUCCUUCGGGUUCGUCACGUUUACGACAGCGGCGAGGGCAAAUUGCUGGACUGCAUAACUUUGGUCAAACAUGCUUCUUAAAUACGUUGCUGCAGGCAUUGGCGGCCUGCCCUCAAUUUAUAGCAUGGCUUCAAUUAUAUAAUAACGCCACUUCCGAUCGAAAGAGCCUGAUAUCAUCACUUUUGAACACACUUGAAGUAAUAAAUGGAACACAUUCAACUUUGCGGGGUGACCCAUACUCGCCCGGAGCGGUUAUGCGUGCGCUUCAUGCUUUAGGUUGGGUAAUACCACAGGAGGAACAUGAUGCUCACGAAUUGUUUCAUGUGCUAUUAGCGUCUCUGGAAGAAGAGGCUUUGAGGCCAAAGAAAGUUGGUUGCCUCUCAGAUGCAUUACCAAUUACAGUUUCGGGUGGUGAAGGAGAUCAACCAGAUAGGCCAUCCAGUGCUAUGUUAACCGAUUUUUUAAAUACCGAUUACGAUGAAUCAACUAAUUUAAUGCGCAUGGUACGUUCUGAGGCUCAUACACCAGAUUCGCCAUCAUCAGUGUGCGAACGUGAAAUGUGUCCUGGUGAAGGAGGUGCAGCUGGUACAUCGCCAACAGAAAUAAUGGACUUUGAUCCAUUAGCAUCGCCAAUAUUGGGUGGCGAACGAGCCAGUCGUGCACGAAAACCCCAAUUAACGAAACAUGGGUGGCCAGAAGGUCUAAACAAACGAGUUUCCACAUCUUGUCGAUCAUUGGAGCGUCUUAGUCGUGGUCCCGGGAGAGUAUCUAUAUGGUCUGAUCAAAUGCCUGCUCAAGUAGCCAUACCCUUUCAAGGCGCUAUGGGUACACAAAUCGUGUGUAAUGGUUGCGGUUUCAAAUCCACUGUUCGUUAUGACAAAUUUGAUAGCAUCACGUUAAAUUUGCCAUCACAACGUCGUUCUGGUCUUAGUUUGGGACAUUUGCUGAGUGAAUAUAUAACAUCGGAGGAACUGAACGAUGUAAAAUGUGAAUCAUGCAACGAAACAUCUAACCAUACAAAAUCUUUGACAUUUGCCAAAUUGCCCGGUUGUCUUUGCAUACAUAUUGCUCGAACAGUAUGGCUGCCCACAGGACAAAUUUGCAAGCGUCAAGACUAUGUGCAUUUUCCUGAGAGUUUGUCAAUGGCACCAUAUAGUUUCGUACAGCCUCAUUUGAACAGCAAUGCGGGCACACCAUGGGGUUCCACCAUGUCUCUCUUCUCAUCGAGUCUACCCAUGAACAGUUUGGGCGGCAGCGCUCACGACUCGUAUGGAACUGCGUUUGGUACAAUGUUUCCCAAAAACCUCUACCGACUUUUAGCUGUGGUGGUACAUUCGGGUGAAGCGAGUAGUGGCCAUUUCGUUACUUAUCGUCGUGGUGCUUUAAGGAAUGCUCAUCGUUGGUUCUACACCUCAGAUACUGUUGUACGUGAAGUCUCAAUAGAGGAAGUGCUUAGUGUACCAGCUUAUUUACUAUUUUAUGACCGCGGUCCCCAGCGACGCUAAGUGGUGAUACUGAUUGGGUGGGUACAUACUUAUUUUGAUACCAUUGAUGUGAAGGUUAUAGUUUCUAAUGUUUCUAUUAGUUUAAGUUUAUUAUCCACUAGUGUAGAAGCUUAGGAAAUGCAAACAGAAACAAAUUUAACAGAUAACUCCAAUUGCCUGUGGCAUUAAAUGUUUACCUAUUCGAUGUAAUGGUACAAAAGGCUAUUUCAUUGUAACAAUUUUGGGAUCUCUGCUAAAUAUAUGUAUUUAUUUAUGUGUGUAAGUCACCUUCACCUUCA
Messenger RNA from Bactrocera latifrons, 1940 nucleotides. RefSeq names its product ubiquitin carboxyl-terminal hydrolase 30 homolog (gene Usp30). Lineage: Eukaryota; Metazoa; Arthropoda; Insecta; Diptera; Tephritidae. The transcript is spliced from 6 exons. Bases 85 to 1662 code for a protein of 525 amino acids. Gene Ontology annotation, molecular function: cysteine-type deubiquitinase activity; cysteine-type endopeptidase activity. Gene Ontology annotation, biological process: protein deubiquitination. The record is from RefSeq and is a predicted model, not a curated record. Gene Ontology annotation, cellular component: nucleus; cytosol.